UGUCUUGUUCUUACUUCUUGUUAGUUAACCUUAAUUUUGACGUAUAACAAAGCAUUGCAAGUGUUUGUUUUUCAAUUAUAAAUAUAUUAAACAUUACUUAAAAUGAAGAUAAAAAAGCAGCAUCGAAAGAAAAAAUAUUUACAUAAACUUAAUAGAAAGAGAAUGCACCUAAAACAAAAAAGCACAGGCGAUGUAAAAUGUCAAGUAAUUAAAGAAGCGUGGAAUCACAAAAAAUCUUCAUAUCGUAACCUUCGUGAAAUGGGACUUGCUAAUGAUCCAAAUAAGGCUAUUAAAAUACCUAACUUUAAACAAGAACAACUACGUAUAGCUAAACAAAUUGUAAAGAAUGGUGAAUCUGAUACCGAAGAAGAGGAAGAGACGGUAAAACGAGUUCCCCCCAAAAUACGAGUAGCAGAAACAUUAGAAAAAGUAGCAAAAGCCCCGAGGGAACGAAAAUUCAUGCUGCCCAAAGGGCAAGUUGAAUACAUAACAUAUUUAUUGGAUAAAUAUGGGCAUGAUUACAAAGCAAUGGCAAGAGACAAAAAGAAUUAUUAUCAAGAAACUUGGAAACAGAUACGUUCAAAGAUAAAAACAUUUAUGGGUAUACCUAAACAAUAUGGAGAGUAUCUGAAAUCUAGAGGAUUAUUAGACAAAGAAGAAAGUGAAGAAGCAUUAAAGGAGCAAGCUAAAGCUUUAGUGAUGGACGAUAGUGAUUAAGAGACUCAAUAUUGUUAUAAGAAAACUAAAAUAAUAAAUCUAUUAUAAAACUGAA
Messenger RNA from Vanessa atalanta (red admiral), 772 nucleotides. Its product is annotated as nucleolar protein 16. Lineage: Eukaryota; Metazoa; Arthropoda; Insecta; Lepidoptera; Nymphalidae. Bases 103 to 717 code for a protein of 204 amino acids. Gene Ontology annotation, biological process: ribosomal large subunit biogenesis. The record is from RefSeq and is a predicted model, not a curated record. Gene Ontology annotation, cellular component: nucleolus. The transcript has 3 exons.